Caenorhabditis remanei is the source of this 1782-nucleotide messenger RNA. RefSeq lists its product as uncharacterized. Bases 1 to 1782 code for a protein of 593 amino acids. NCBI's taxonomy places the organism in Eukaryota, Metazoa, Nematoda, Chromadorea, Rhabditida, Rhabditidae. The transcript has 6 exons. The record is from RefSeq and is a predicted model, not a curated record.
AUGCCUCUCUCCCUUUCUUAUCCUGGACUUAAAUGCGUUUUGGAGCAUUUGGAAGCAGUUAAGCGUGCACAUAUCAUUGGCCGCUCUCCAGGACUUCAAAAAAUUGAUAAAUUGAUUCCACUUUGUCUCAAGAAUCUUCAGAUUGAGAAAAGCAAACUCGUUAUCAACAAAUUAUGGAUUACAUGUGAAAAGGAUGAAGUGAAUCUCAAAAUGAAAAGGAAAACAUUCAGCCGACAGAUAUCAAAGACCCAAGAAGACAAAAUGAAAAAGUUGGCACACUUUUGGAUCUCUGGAAGGUCAAAGAUCUAUGUGGACAGGUUGAGUUGGUUUUGCAGAUUGCCCCCAGGUUUCUUGCCUGUCGAUCUGAAAUGUAGAGUCAACUCUUUGGAAGCAAUUUUUGACUUCGAAACUGCAAUUCUUUUUAUAGACCCUCCAAGUUUUCCUUUAAAAACUGUGGUCACUAUCCCCGAAGCCUCAACAUUCCAAGUUGUGAAGUCUGCGGAAACGCUUGAUCUGAAUAUCUUUAUUGAUCGGAUAGUCACUGUUGAAGACCUUAAGAAGUUGAACAACAAAACUGUGAUGCUCACAUCCUUUUGCGACUCUAGAAUUGAUAUAAUUCCAUUGAUUAAAUAUCAUAUUGAAACCAAGAAAGAUAUUCGAACCACUUUUGUGAUUUCCUCAUAUGACGAAGGUUUCAUCAGGGACAUGUUACGUAAAUUUGAACAAGCGUUUGGAGAAUACAAAAGUGAUUUGGAUGGCGUUAAUGAGAGAUUCCUCCCAGGAUCUUCUAGAUUCUCGAUCCCAAUCAACGAUGAAACUAAAAUCCAUGUCUAUGCAACUAAAGAACAAAUCCAAACCCGAAUCCCAUCCCUUCGCAUCAUCAACUCCCUCCUACCAUUCCAUUUCGAUACGGUGUCAAUUGAAAGUGACGAUCUGAAGAUAAACGACAGAAAAUGGAAAUUCCGGCCAGUUUGGUCACAAGAACAAUCAGAUUGGCUCAAUCUCCAAACUAUUCCAAAUCUAUGUGAUGUUUACAUGUAUUCCGGAGGUCCUUAUCGAUGGAACAAGUCGCCUGAGGAAAUGCAUCAACAAAUAUUCGAUAGUUAUCUCAGAAACAACACAGUGAUAAGAGAAUUACUCCGUGUGUAUGAGAUUCCCAGCUUUCUGAAAAACAGAAAAGAUUGGACGAUAAAAGCGGUGAAUUUAGAGUUGAGGUGUCGAAGCAUGGAGGAUUAUGAGUACUUGGUAGAGAUGGUUGAUUGGGAGACAGUGGAAAGUGUGACAAUUGUGGUGACGACAGAUGAGAUAUUGGAGAUUUUCGAGAAGAUGGAGAUCAAAACCUGCAAAACCCUCUCGAUCCUCCUCUUCCCAGCUAUUGCGUCCCCGACACUCAACCAACUUCUUAAUCUUCAAAACCACCACCUCCAUCUACAUCAUACUCGAUUCACACUUUCUGAUCUACAAAAACUGGUGGAGAACUGGAUUGCUUCUGGGGCUCGAGAAGUUGGGACUCGUUUCAGUUGGGGACGAGAGAGCUAUGACAAGGUUAUGGAUGUAUUCGAUCAUUUUAGAGAGUGUCUUGGUGCAGUUCCAGCAAAACAUCCGGGGCUUGGACAACACUUCUAUGCCAAUGGAGUCGCUAUCAAGAUGGGGAAGGAUAGGAAGCUUGUGAUGUAUGGUGGUGUCAAGAGACAUUCGAAGAAAAAUGUGCAAAGUGUUGCUCCGUGGAUGUUCCGGAUGGAGGUUAUGGCGGCAGACCCAACAUUUGACAUUCCUCACUGA